AUGGUACGAGUUUUUGUUAGUUCAACAUCUACAGAUACAUUAGGUGAACGAGAUUCUUUAAUUGAAAAUAUAUUUCCUAAACUUAAAGAUUAUUGUCGUCAACAAUAUGGAUUAGAAUUUCAAUAUGCCGAUAUGCGUUGGGGAAUUCAAACGGAAUCUACUAAUAAUCAUGGAGAAGCUGCAACAUGUUUAAAAGAAAUUGAAUUAUGUAAAAAAUAUUCUGUGGCAACUAAUUUUGUAGUAUUACUUAGUCAUCGUUAUGGUUCACGACCAAUUCCAGCUCAAAUUCGUGCAUCACUUUUUGAAUUAUUGAAAGAUACUGUUCUUAAUGAAUUAAAUGAACUUAAAGAUGGUGAUUUAUUAACACAAUGGUAUAAAUUAGAUACCAAUUGUAUUCCACCUGCAUAUAUUUUACAAAAUAUUUCAUCAAUUUUACCGAAUUUUUUAUCAGAAAAUACAGAUAAAAUAAAACAAGCAGAUAAAGAAUGGAAAAAGAUUAGUAAUCGUUUAAGAAUAAGUCUUCGACAAGCAGCAGAAUUAUGUCUUCAACGAGAACAAAUUACUGAAAGUGAUUAUGAUGAAUUUUUUAUAUCAAUUACGGAAAAGGAAAUUAUCAAUGGUAUUCUAUCAGCAAAAGAUGCAAAUGAACGUACAUUAUGUUUUUUACGUGAAAUUGUUGAUAUUCGAGAUCAUUUAUCCGAUGAAAAAGCAUCAAAAUAUAUCGAUAUGUCAUCAUCAACAGAUAUUGAUCAUGAAGCAGAAAAAUUACUUAAUCGUUUAAAAACUACACGUAUUCCUGCUGCAUUACAAUCUUCAAAUAUAUUUCAAUAUCAAGUUCAUUGGUCAUCAAAUGGAAUAACUCGACAAAAUCACGCAGAAUAUCUCGAAAAAUUUAAUAAUGAUUUUUAUCAAGCAAUGCAAAAUCAAAUAGAUAAAUGUGUACAAUCACGUUUUACACAUGAUUCAAAUAGUUUACAACAUGAAGUAUUAGAACAUGCAAUACAAUGUAAAACAUAUGUUACAAAAUUUCAUGGAAGAACGGAUGUUUUAUCUAAGUUGGAAAAAUAUAUAAAAUCAAAAGAAGAACAUCGACCAUGUGUUGUAUAUGGUCAUUCAGGAUGUGGAAAAACUAGUGUAUUAGCUAAAACGGCAACAGAAGUAUUCAAAUGGUGGUCAGGUCGAUCUGUUUCAGUUAUUUUACGUUUUCUUGGAACUACACCAACAUCUUCUACUAUUUAUAAAACUUUAUUAUCUAUAUCUGAACAAAUAAGUGAAUUAUAUCAUAUACCUAUGAAUUCAUAUCCAACUGUGAAUCAACUUCGUGAUCAACUUGAAACAUGUCUUCUUUCGGAAAUUCCUGCUAAUGAAUAUCUUGUUAUAUUACUUGAUUCUAUUGAUCAAUUACAAACUGAUGCAUAUGAUUGUAAAUGGUUACCAAUAUACUUUCCAUCGAAUGUUAAAUGUAUUAUAUCAACAUUACCCGAUCAUGGCGAUAUAUUGAAACGUUUACAAUUGAUUUUAAAGGAAGAUGAAAAUUUAUAUGUAAAUGUUCCACCAUUUGAACCAGAAACAGUUGAACUUGUUUAUAAUGAUUGGCUUAAAAUGAAAAAUCGUUCAUUAAGUUUUGAACAACGUUUAUUCAUAAAUAAUUUAAUGAGAGAAAGAAAUGAAAUUCUUCCUUUAUUUAUGAAACUUUUUUUUGAUAUAAUAUCAACGUGGCAUUCUUAUGAUCCAAUUGAUGAAAAAUUAACUGAUUUAAAAGAUGUUGAUGAUUGUAUAUGUUAUUUAUUUGAACGAUUAGAAAUUAUACAUAAUACAGUUUUAUUUAGUCGAGCAUUAUGUUAUAUGACAGCAUGUCGAAGUGGAAUUAGU
This is a messenger RNA of Adineta steineri, 1872 nucleotides long. NCBI's taxonomy places the organism in Eukaryota, Metazoa, Rotifera, Eurotatoria, Adinetida, Adinetidae. The record is from the annotation of a GenBank genome assembly.